Molecule: messenger RNA, 1581 nt
Organism: Paracoccidioides brasiliensis Pb18
Exons: 5
Coding region: 1-1581 (526 amino acids)
Molecular function (GO): protein binding
Source: RefSeq, a predicted model, not a curated record
AUGGCUGCCAAUUGCAUCCCUCUUAAAGGGUCGAAGGCCUGUCCCGCUUUCGCAAAUGCCGCUGUGUCAAAGAGCCCAGAAAACAUUGGCAAAUUUUCAUUUCUUUCAUUCGUGUCCAACACCCAAGAAUUCGAUGAGCAUCUGUUUUCCUACGCUAAUAGCGAAUAUGUCAUGAUGAAAUAUCAGCAAGUUCUUGGAUGUUCCAACAUCAACCUCACCAAUACAUCUUCUCUCUAUGCCCGAUACACAUUAAGCGUAAUUUGUAAUGGCAUCGUUCAGAGUUCCGCGGCCUGUGGGAACUCACCUCCCUUAUGUGCGGAGUCUUGUGCACAAUAUGCUACAAGUGAACAACUAAUUGUCGUCAACAAAGAGCUUUGUGGGACUCCAAGACAGAGUUACAUGGACGAGAUACGGUCCGAUUUCACAAUUUGCUCGAACCCGAAGGAGUCGCUGACAGAUACUUGCAUACCCGGUGAUGCAAAUGAGCCUAAUGAAUGCGGCUUUUCUCAAAACUUAUUAGGUCUAUGUAGCUUUUGCAAAGGCAGCACAGCCAACUCCACAGACUCUUGCUGCAACGCUGCAGAUGUCACAAACCGCUGUAAUGGAUUUACCCUCCCCUCCGUACCAUCGCUGCCUCCACUUUUUCCUUCUCCAACUUCAACGCCUAAACCGUCCGACACGGCAGUUGCGAGUACAGGUCUCUCCGGUGGUCAAAUUGCUGGCAUUGUAGUGGGAUCAGUUGUGGGUUUAAUUCUAUUGGCUGCACUCGGUGCCCUACUCUUUGUUUGCCUGAGACGGAGGCGAGAGCAAAACAAGGCCUCGGUCUUGAACCAGCCAUCACCACAGCGGACGCCAAUGCAAUAUGCCCCUGGGAGCAGCAGGCAUGGCGCAUACGAGGUUCUUCCGGGUGGUCGUGUAGCAAGAAUGUCAGCAUUGCAAGGAAGCAGCGAAGAGGAAUCUCCACCCCGUGCUUCUGGAGCAGUUGCAGCAGUGACUCCUGGUGUUACCAGAUAUCACGAUUCAUCCGAUUCUGAAGUAUAUGGAGAGAGUCCCGCUCGGUCUAAGCGUGGCCCACCGGCUACUAGCAAGAGAAAUGGCUCUCUUUCGAGUGCGUCGGUGCUAGCAAGGAACAGUGACACUGCUUCACCCAGGUCUGGAAGUGGCGGUCAGUUUUCGUCACCCGAGGGAAUGGCUAGUGGUCAAUCUGAACAACUGCCGUAUUUCAGAGACUACUACUCGCAGGAUGACAUCCACCCCAAUGAUAAGGUUUCCGUUCUAUGGGCGUAUCAACCCCGUGCAGGUGAUGAGUUUGAGCUGGAUAGAGGCGACAUGUUGAAAGUAGUGGGAAUAUGGGAUGACGGAUGGGCAACUGGUGUUCGUCUCAGCGAGAGGGCUGAGGAUUAUGAAAAACACAAUGCACAACGUGAUAGUGGGGUUUCUAAUGGUUCCGGAGUUCGAAGAGGAUCAUCUCCACCAUCAGGCGAAAUCAAAGCAUUCCCGCUGGUGUGCGUCUGCUUACCUGAGCAUUGGAGGAAAACCAUUGACGGUGAUGUUACUUCUUCAUCCCCCGAAGAAACGUAG